AUGUUAAACAUUACAAAAGAAAGGUAUCAUUAAAUACAAAAGAUGUAAAAAUUACAGGAGUUUAAAUAUGAAAAUGAUAGUAUAAAGUACUCAAUAGAGAAAAGUUAAAAUCUCAGCUAAAUUAUUAACUAAGAAGUAAUCAUUUAUUAUAUAUGUAUAGAAAAAUCAAAUCAAAUGUUAUUCAAUUGGCGAAUUAAUUAUUAUUAUAAAUAAUAUAGUAGAUAAAUUGCUCAAAGUUUAUCAAAUCUCUAAUAUAUCAAAACUUGAUAUGAAUUCAAUUUAUGUAAAUCUUGAAAAUAAUGAAAUUACAUUUACUAAUAUACAUAUUAACAAUAGUUUGGUUACCUAUGAUGAGAAUCUAAAAGAAAUUAUUAAAAUUACCUAUGACAUCUUUUUUUAACAUUAAUAAUUUUUGGUAAGCCUAACUAAUAUUAAAAUUUAUGAAAAAAAUGAUGAUUUAAGUAAGAAAAUAUAAUACAUAACUGAAUUUUCAAACUAGGUACUUGAUAUUUUGAAAUCAGCUAGCUAUCAUAAAGAAUUGAACUUAUUUUUAAAAAAUCACAUCAAAGAUAAAUUAUUGACCCAUGCUAAUUUUAAGGAUAAAAUUGAAAUUCCAAAAGCUAAACAAUAUUUUUAAAAUGAUGAAUAACCACUGCCUAUUAAAGAUGCUCAAAUAUCCUAUGCUUUUAUUUAAUAAAAUCCAUAAACCAACAAGAUAAUAAAAUAAGAAUAAAAAAUUGAACAAGUUUAUCAAUAAUAAUAAUAAUAAUAAUAAUAAUAAUAAUAAUAAUAAUAAUAAUAAUAAUAAUAAUAAUAAUAAUAUUUUUAGAAAGAAACAGAAAAUUAAUAAGAAUUAUAAUGCUUAGAAUCAUAGGAAUUGCUGUAAAAUGAAGGAAAUCUAAACAUUUUAGGUUAAUCCACAAUUAUUGAUCCUUAACUUUAUGCUUAUAUUGAUACAAAGUUAAAAUCUAUGGCCUUAGAAGAUGAUUUUUAUGAAGAAAUGCGAUCAUAUUUUGUAAAACAUUACAAAAAUCAUUAAUAAGAUCAGAUAGAUAAAAAACUAGAACUAUUAAAUGCUGUUUAUUAUUAUCCAUAUCUUUAGAAUUAGAAUAUUGAUGAAGAUUUUCUUAAACAGUGGAAAACUAAAAUAUCUGAAGAGUUUAUUAAAAAAAAUACUAUUGAUUUGAAUGAUGAUUUACAGGAUUUCUAACAAAAAGUGUAUAUGCUAUAUUGGAAUUUAUAAUAGUAACAAUAACAACAAAUUUAUUGA
Molecule: messenger RNA, 1270 nt
Organism: Paramecium pentaurelia
Lineage: Eukaryota; Ciliophora; Oligohymenophorea; Peniculida; Parameciidae
Source: the annotation of a GenBank genome assembly